This is a messenger RNA of Anisakis simplex (herring worm), 495 nucleotides long. NCBI's taxonomy places the organism in Eukaryota, Metazoa, Nematoda, Chromadorea, Rhabditida, Anisakidae. The record is from the annotation of a GenBank genome assembly.
AUGUAUGCCGCAUAUUCGUACGAAAACGUGAGAGAUGACGAGUUAUCCUUCCACAAGGGUGAAUGUUUACGGGUGCUCGAACGCGACGGUGAGGAACGAUCCUGGUGGCUGUGUGAACGGAUCAGCAGGGGCGCGCAAGAUUCUGACUCUGACUCUUCUGCGCAAAGACGAGGUCUUGUUCCUCGAAACUACCUGUCCUUAUAUCCAACACUUUCGGAUCGUUCCGAUAGCUUCACCAUGUUCGAUCUACCAACUGUCACAUCAUCCGUGGAUGGUGGAGGAAAUUCCGCGAAUAAAUCCUUGCAAGAAACCAAUUCUGUGAAUAUCAUCAACCAUAACAAUGUCAUAAAUAUUGUUGACUGUGAAGAUAAUAACAAUAACAAUAAGAAUACUAAUAAUAACCUUUCGACGAAUGUAAUCAAAAUCGAUUUGAAUGAUCAAAUGUGUAAUUCUGAAAACGAACAAAUUCCUCCCGCUCUAUUGUCUGUUUCCUGA